AUGGACGCCGGAACAACCCACGCCAUGAGCUGGACAGAGGUCACCAAAGGCCACGUCCCGCCCCCUCUUACUGGCCCAUCGGUCACCAUCUCCCCCCUCCCCCUCCCCCACCCCCCCACCAUAUACCUCUUUGGCGGCAAAUCCGUCCUCACCCGCCGGCUCACCGCCAACAUGUGGGCCAUGGACAUCUCCUCCCGCACCUGGACCCAGAUCGACCCCGGACCUGGGCCCUCCCCCCGGUACUUUCACUCCAUGGACGUCUACCAAGACAAGCUCGUCUGCUUUGGCGGCAUGUCGGACGCCGAGCCGAAUAUGGCGGUGCACAAUGAUGUCUGGGUAUUCGACUGCUUGGCGAGACGGUGGUUACCACAGCCUUCGCCCAGUGGUGGUAUCGGCCUGGGGAUCGAAAUGGCAGCGCAAGAUCCAGGACUGGUGCCAUCGCCGAGGUAUGCCCAUUUGAGCGCUAUCUCGAGGGGCCAGCUGGUCGUUUCUGGCGGGCAGCAUAGCGACAAUUCAUGGAUCUACGAGAUCAACGUGUACGACUUGCAAAGCAGAGUAUGGGUGUCCAAGACUGAGCAGCCUCAGGCGGGAGGGAUGUUCUCGAAGGGAGCGUAUAGGAGUGUAGCGGCGAGCUCGUCCAAGCGCGUCAUCUCCCCUGCGCCAGAGUCCAAGCCUGGCUCCCAAUCAUACUCUGUCGAUGAAGCAGGCGAGGGUGGUGACGUGUGGUGCUACUCAAACUAUGACUUUGCCAAGGUCAGACGCGAACUCGACAUCAUCUCGCCCUCUUCCUCCUCCCAGCCCACGGCGAAACACAGCCCCCCGCCAAACUAUGAAAUCCUCGACAAAUCCGCCCUCAUGCGCGGGUCUUCACAACCUCCCGGGUUGCGCUUCCCCACCGGCGGUAUCGUAGGCAACCACUUUAUCCUCUGCGGUCUCUACCUCGCUUCGGUGUCUGGUAAAUUCUCUAUUUGGGCGCUCAACAUGGAUACGAUGACCUGGCGGCAUAUCGAGCCUGCUGCUCUUGCUGGCGGGAGCUGGAAUAGGGCUGUCGUUUGGGCCGAGAGGGGCAAGGUGCUGGUCUUUGGCAACUCCCAGCUCGACCUCGCGCAAGAUUACAGCCGACGCGCGGUCAACCUCGACCACAUGGCAGUCAUCUCCCUCGAAGCGUUCGGCAUCUACCAACCCCCGUCCCUCGUCGUGCCCCCCAAAGUACAGCAGACAGGUCUGUCGAUGAUGGAUGAAAAGCUCGCUUCGGACUUUGAAGUCAUUUGCGACGACGGCCGUCGGGUCAAGUGUUCGCGCAAGGUGUUGAGUGAGAGAUGGCCUUGGUUCAAUGAACAAGAAAAGACGCUGGGCAGGGAGACGCAGAACGUCCUCACCGAAGCCCCUGCGGUCGACAUCAACGACACCCUCCUCGGCUCAUUCACCCCCGCCCGUCUCUCCCCCUCCACCCUCACCUUGUCCGAACCAUUCCCCGUCUGCGUCGCCCUCGUCCAAUACUUUUACACCCUCUCUCUCUCUACGCCACUCCAGAAUCGGGCCCCGAUCCUGUCGGCGCUGCUGUUUAUGGGCAAGCAGUAUGGCUUGGAGAGGUUGGUGAGGCUGGUGGUGCAUGCUUUGCAUGGGAGAUUGGAAGGGGGAGGUGGGACGGCCGUCGGGAUUUAUGAGAUUGCGACGUUGGCUGGGGAGAGGGAUUUGCAGGUGCGCGCGUUGAAUAUCGUUCAUGGCGGUUCGUCAAGCUCUUCGAGGGGACAUCGAUCACAGCCGGAUGCCUCUACGGGUGUGGAGAAUGGCACCUCACCCUCGAACGAGUUCAGACCUCAGGGAGGUGCUGCUGGUAAUGGUGCGCCCGCGGGUAACACUCAAUCUGGCUCUUUCGCCCCCGGUGAAGCUCCCAUCCGCCGUGCCCGUGCCGACUCUGAUACCAUCCCUUUCGACACCACCCCUCUCGCCGAAUCCGACGUACCAGAGGAAGACCACAGGCAAGUCACUGCCCUCCUCUCUUCUCUGCGCGUCAAGUCGAACGGCCCCGCGUCGAGUUUGAGGCCGAGUAUCGCGAUGAGGCGACAGUCGGAACGGUCCUUGGCGUCUGCUGCCUCUGCUCAGAGUCCGUUGGAUUCGCCAGUGCUUCCACCGCUUCUGCCUCCCCGCAGUGCUAUGCGCGUCCCCCCACCCCCCAUCGCCCCUCCUCCCGCUGGCCGUCUCCCACCCGUCCCCAACGUGCCCAACCUCCCCAAAACACCCGACCUCGCCAACAGCUCCUGCGACCACCGUCAUUCCGGCGGCAUCUUCCGCCCAUCAUCCCCCACUAAUUCAGACGCUACCAACUUGCCAGCGACGCCCUCUGAGAGUCUGAGGGAGAGCUGGAUCUUGCCGCAGCAUAGGGAUUGGUCUAUCUCGACGGGAUCUGGAGGAGGGGGCAUGAUGGAUAGUAGGAGUUCGUCCGGGUCGGGGUUGACGGGGUUGUUGCCGGUCUUGCCGGAGGAUGAUCCCAUGCCGACUCAUGGGAAUGGGCGAUUCGACCUCUUCCCGUGGAAGAAGCAGGCGAUGACGGAACACAGCUUGCUGCCUCCUGCGAGCUUGCACCACUCCCAAAGCCAGGGACAAGGGCAGACGCAGAGGAGUCAAUCACCGAACGUCUCCCCCAUCUCGCACAACCUGUUUUCGUUUGAAUCUUCUCCCUUACCCACGCGUGCUCAGAGUGUGCAACAGUCAAUGCACAACUCGCCCAUCCCACCCACAGCGUCGAGGGUAGCAUCAUACUCGUCCUCGACCUUUUCUCCGACGUACCAACAGAUACUCCAAAACAACCGUCAUCUCUCGAUCGCUACCCAGUCGUCCGGCACGUCGGGCUUGUCCAAUAUGUCGGGCAUGUCGAACCCUCUGUCGCCUACGGGUACGGACUGGAGCGAGGAAAGUAUUGGGGGUUUGAUCAGGAGUUAUACGGGGAAGGGGAAGAGCGGGAUGGGGAGGGAGUUUGAUAGUAGCUCGAUUUCGUCUGGGUCGACGGGGACUAGUAGUAAGAAGGCCGCGAAGGAAGAGGCCAAACUUAUUAGGGAAGCCGAAAAGCGACAGAAAAAGGCCGAAGCCCAAGCACAUUUCGAGCAACUCCGCGCCGAGCAAGCCCGCAAGAUGGCACUCUCCAAAGCCGAAGCCCAGCGUCGGGACGACAUUGCGGCAGCCAACUCGAAAGCCCAGUUGGACAAGAAGGUGAUGGAGAAGGCUGCCAUGGAGCGGGAGAGGGAGCAGGAGAAGGCGGAUGCCAAGAGCCUGAAGGGCGCGGGGGGGAGUGGAAAGAAGAGCAAGUGGGGAAAACUUGCGAAUGGGUUCAAGGAUGCGGUCUUGUUCCCUGAAGGAGGGUCGCAGAGCACAAUGUUCUAA
Molecule: messenger RNA, 3381 nt
Organism: Cryptococcus wingfieldii CBS 7118
Lineage: Eukaryota; Fungi; Basidiomycota; Tremellomycetes; Tremellales; Cryptococcaceae
Product: regulatory protein ral2
Exons: 7
Coding region: 1-3381 (1126 amino acids)
Biological process (GO): cell redox homeostasis
Cellular component (GO): mitochondrion; cytosol
Molecular function (GO): protein binding
Source: RefSeq, a predicted model, not a curated record